AGCCAAACAACGGAGGCCCGUUUCGUCGUCGAGUGUGCUGACGUGGCCGAACAGUAUCAAUAUCACAGUGGCUCUCUUCUUCUCCCAAUUGAUUAAACCGUCUUUACCAUUAUCAUCUACCGUUCUUCUCCGGGGCUCUGAGUCGAGCCAGUCAAAACUCGUUCUGCUCCGAUUUGACUCAACAAUGGAUCCCACUCGAGUUUUUGUCAAGAAUGUCAGGCGUGUUGUAAUCAAGGUAGGAACAAACGUGGUCAUGAAGAAUGAUGGAAGAUUGGCAGUUGGCAGAGUUGGUGCAUUUCUUGAGGAGAUUAAAGAAAUGAACUCUGAAGGCUUUGAAAUCAUUUUAGUAACUUCGGGUGCUGUUGGAGCUGGCCGCCAAAGGCUUAAAUAUAGGAGAUUGAUCAACAGCAGUUUUUCUGAUCUCCAAAAACCACAAGUUGAACUUGACGGAAAGGCUUGUCCAGCUGUCGGACAGAACGGUGUCAUGGCACUUUAUGACCAUUUGUUCAGCCAGCUGGAUGUGACCUCUUCUCAACUUCUAGUGACGGAUGAGGAUCUUAAAGAUCCAGAUUUCAGGGUGCAACUGUCUCAAACGGUGGAAUCAUUGUUAGAAUUGAGGAGUAUUCCAAUUUUCAAUGAAAAUGAUGCAAUUAGUAUUGGGAGCGAUCCAUGUGAGGAUUUCCCUGGUAUUUUCUGCGAUAAUGACAGUUUGGCAGCUCUGCUGGCCAUGGAACUAAAAGCUGACCUUCUUGUGCUACUCAGUGAUGUAGAGGGCCUUUAUAGUUGUCCUCCAGGUGAUUCACAAUCAAAGCUAAUCCAUACAUACAUAAAAGAAAAACAUGAAGGAGUGAUUACAUUUGGAGAUGAGUCCAGGAUUGGAAGAGGGGGUAUGAAUAGUAAAGUAAAAGCUGCUGUUAAAGCAGCUUAUGCCGGUACCCCUGUUAUCAUUGCCAGUGGCCUUGCUGUUAACAACAUCAAAAAGGUGCUAAGUGGAGAACGUAUUGGUACUCUCUUUCACAAGGAUGCACAUUCAUGGAUAGCAUUUACUGAAGUUGGUGCACGUGAGAUGGCAGUUGCAGCACGAGAAUGUUCCAAACGACUUCAGGACCUACCUUCAGAAGAUAGGAGGAAAAUUUUGUUGGACAUAGCUGAUGCACUCGAGGUAAAUGAAAGUUUAAUCAUUGUUGAGAAUGAAGCUGAUGUUGCUGCUGCACAUGAACAUGGAUAUGAGACGUCACUAAUUUCACGUUUGUUGCUGAAGCCUGGGAAGAUCUCCACUCUAGCAAAAUCUAUUCGUAAACUUGCAGACAUGGAAGAGCCCAUUGGUCGAGUUUUAAAGAGAACCGAGCUUGCUGAUGAACUCAUUUUAGAGAAGACAUCAUAUUCUUUGGGUGUUCUACUCGUUGUAUGUGAGUCUCGACCUGGUGCAAUGGUUCAGAUAGCUUCAUUGGCAAUUCGGUGUGGGAAUGGCCUGCUGCUGAAAGGAGGGAAAGAAGCUAAACGCUCAAAUACUAUCUUGCACAAGGUAAUUACUGAGGCGAUUCCAGAUAUUGUUGGCAAAAAUCUUAUUGGGCUUGUGACUUCAAGAGAUGAAAUCCCUGAUUUGCUCAAGCUUGAUGAUGUGAUAGAUCUUGUGAUCCCUAGAGGCAACAAUGAACUUGUUUCCCAAGUAAGGAAUUUGACAAGAAUUCCUGUUCUUGGUCAUGCAGUUGGAAUUUGCCAUGUUUUUGUUGAUAAGUCAGCUAACAUUCAAAUGGCUAAGCAAAUUAUCCUGGAUGCAAAGACAGAUUAUCCUGCAGCAUGUAAUGCUAUGGAAACACUUCUUGUGCACCAGGAUUUAUCAACUAAUGGUGGGCUCCAGGUGCUUGUUGAAGAACUUCAACAUGAAGGUGUUACUCUAUAUGGCGGACCAAGAGCGAGUUCUUUAUUAAACAUCGCAGAGGCGCAUUCACUUCAUCAUGAGUACAAUUCAAGGGCAUGCACAAUUGAAAUUGUCAGCGAUGUAUAUGCUGCCAUUGAUCAUAUUGAUAAGCAUGGAAGUUCCCAUACUGAUUGCAUUGUUACAGAAGACAGUGAAGUAGCUGAACAUUUCCUGCACCAAGUUGACAGUGCUGCAGUUUUUCAAAAUGCAAGUACACGAUUUUGUGAUGGAGUUCGUUUUGGGCUUGGGGCAGAGGCCGGGAUAAGUACGAGCAGGAUUCAUGCUCGAGGUCCAGUAGGACUUGAGGGACUGUUAACAACACGAUGGGUUCUACGAGGUUCUGGGCAAGUGGUGAACGGCGAUAAAGGGGUCAUUUACACUCACAAGAACCUCAGCCUCGAGUGACAAUAAUGUAGAAAGAGAGCACAUUAAGGACAGCCCUUCCUAUCAAUUUUUGUAUUACCUUUUUGAGGCUUAUAAUCUUGUUUGUAACAGAUAUUAGUGAACAUAAAUUUCUUUUGACUUCCUUUGCAUUUAAUGUUUAUCUUAUUUUAUCUCUA
Cornus florida is the source of this 2481-nucleotide messenger RNA. RefSeq names its product delta-1-pyrroline-5-carboxylate synthase-like. Gene Ontology annotation, cellular component: cytoplasm. The record is from RefSeq and is a predicted model, not a curated record. Lineage: Eukaryota; Viridiplantae; Streptophyta; Magnoliopsida; Cornales; Cornaceae. Bases 185 to 2326 code for a protein of 713 amino acids. The transcript is spliced from 20 exons. Gene Ontology annotation, molecular function: ATP binding; glutamate 5-kinase activity; glutamate-5-semialdehyde dehydrogenase (NADP+) activity.